ACUUAUCAGAAUCAGCACCAGAUCGAAAAAAAAUAUCCAACAAAACCAUGAAUUUCUGGAUUCCAGUCGACCAAUAUGGAUCCAUAUAUGCAUACGCUGCUUCCGGUUAAUUAGGGUUUUUAAAACUCAGACAUGGUGAUUACACGUAUCAUGCAUGCAGAAGAACACGUGUCCAGUUACUCAACCGUCAAGAACCUACGUGCGAUCUUUAUCCGUAUCUUUAAAAGCCAUGACAACCGACCGACGAUCGAUCUGUCUGGUUUUCUGGUGUCUGAAUCAAAAACCGUAAUUCAAGACCACGGGUGUGAGAUCGAGAGUGAGAUAUUUGAUUGAUUAAUGAUUAAGAUGAUGAUUAAGACGAUGAAAAUUGGGUUUCUUUUUCUGCUACUGACGUCCUCGGUGGUGGUUGCCGGAGCGAUGUGGUCGUCUUCUCCACGUCAUCACCAUCGUCACCAAGUGGCUGUAAAAGAACCUCAUAGAGUGGUGGUUAUUGAAUUCCGAGAACGUCGUCAAGGGAACACCAAAGUGUUGAUUUCACAGCACGACGAUUCCGGUGCCGCCGUUGGUGGUGGUGAUCGUGGGAGGCGGCCGGUGGUGGAAGAUGGUGGGUUCACUACGGGUCUGAAAGAGCUUUUCAGCAAGUGCAUAGAUAAGCUCGCGACCGUAUUCAAGAAGUUGAAAACCGUGGUUUCGGGUAAAGCCAACGAACUGAAAGAACAUGCUAAAGAAGCCAUGGAUGAAGCAGUGGAGAAAGUCGGCGAUCCCACCGGAAAACUAUCCGAAAAGCUAUCCGACGGAGUUAAAUCGGUCGGAGAAACGGUCAAGAACGUCGCGGGCAAUGAAUUAUCAGAAACACUAUCCCACGGAGUUACGUCGGUCGGAGAAAAAUCCAAAGAAGUCGCCGGACAUGCAAAAGAAGCCGUAGGCGAAGCACUGGGAUCCCGAAUCGGCGGUGCACUCAAAGACUCCGUCGUCAAAUUGGAAGACUGGGAUGUCAUCGAUUCACCAAAACGAAUCGGAGAAGAUAUAGAACGAAACGUUAGCCAAAAAAUCGAACAAGGGACCGAAGAAUUGAAAGAAACGAGUCUAAACGAGCUUCUACGGGGGUCGAAAAACCUCUUUUUCUUGAUGUUUCCAUUGGAGAAGAUCAAAGCAGUGAUCAGUUGGUGUCAUUUGUUGGGGUUUUCGACGGCAUAUGGGAUGGGGGUGUGGUUUACGUUCGUUUCGAGCUGCGUUUUGGGGAAGUGUUUGCCGAAACGAGAGUUCGGGAUGGUGGUGAACAAGAUGUAUAGGGUGUAUUUUAGGGCAAUGGCUUAUUGUGUUGGUGGAGGUCUGAUUGGGUAUCUGGUUAGCCAAGGAAGGAAAGGGAUUGCUGUUUGGAAUAAGAUGGAGAUGUUUCAGGGAUUCAAUCUUCUAUCAGCACUUUUUAUGAUCUUGAUCAACCUCAUCUUCUUGGAGCCUAGAGCAACUAAGUUGAUGGUGGAGAGAAAUAAGAUAAAGGAGAAAGAUAGAAAAAGGGUAAGAGAGAAAGAAGAGAUGCUAAAGAAGUUGAAUAUAUACUCGUCGACACUGAACGUGUCGACAUUAGUGGUGCUGACAUGGCAUAUGGCCUACAUAGGCCAGCUGCUUCAUGCUAGAUAUGACUAGCUGAUCUGCACCCACCAGACUAGGUUGCUAAUACCCACCAAUCGUUGGUGGGUCUAAGCUUGGAACACGUAGAUGACUAAACGUGGGUUCAUGGUCUCUGGUCAUCAACUUCGUUUCUUUUUGUUUUGCACUGCAAGAUAUAGCAGUCGGUGUGCUUUGUUAUAGUUGUCGAUUAGUAUUUUGUUGAGUGAUUAUGUAAGAUUCCGCAUCCCAUUUGGUUUCUUAAUGGAAUACGUUGGAAUACAUCAUCUCCUUGGUACAUUUAGAAA
Molecule: messenger RNA, 1916 nt
Organism: Cynara cardunculus var. scolymus (artichoke)
Lineage: Eukaryota; Viridiplantae; Streptophyta; Magnoliopsida; Asterales; Asteraceae
Exons: 2
Coding region: 337-1647 (436 amino acids)
Source: RefSeq, a predicted model, not a curated record